AGGGUGAUAUUGAUAAAUUAAAAGUCAGAGGGCAAAUUUGUGCUACUUCUUCGAAACUCAAGAAACGACGCCGUUUCUGUUGUAGGGUUAAGUGCUCUGUUCACUUGUCGUUCCCUCUCACUUGUAUUUUCCUCCUCUCCUUUAGAUUCCCAUUCUAAGGAAAAAAAACUCAACUUUGUCUUGUGCAAAAUCUUAAGAUCAGAGAUGGCGUCGUUUUGCAGAUCAGCGUUAAUGGCAGGUUCCAGAAACUUAGUAUCAAGAUCCAGAACCGUAACUCAAAAGUCCCUCAAUCUUAAACCCACAACUACUUCAUCUCCUUUCGCUUCAAUGUCCCAAUCCAUCCCUCGCGCUUCAAGGGUUCUCUCUGCUUUGGGAAGUGUUGAAACGAUGAUUCCACUUCACAGUGCCGUUGCUUCAGCUCGGCUCCGGUCAAGCAUCGCUGCUGAUUCCUCUUGUUGGAGCUUGCUUUCUCAGGAACUGGGAGUUCCUCGGUGACACGAUCAUUAGCAUUGGACCAUUGGUCUUGAUCUUGAAGCGUCCAUGGGUUGAUACUUGAUACUGUACUGUUUAAGACUACUUGAUGUGACCAGUUUUUGGACCGGUUUGCUCCGGUUUAGGACCAGAUUGUUUCCCAAUUUGGUUCAUGCUAUCUUGGUUCAGUUUUUUUGAGUAUGGAAGGGGAUAUAUACACAUCUCAGAUUAUUAAUCAUCAUAUUUUAAGCAUUCUAGUGAACACAUAAGAAUUA
This is a messenger RNA of Arabidopsis lyrata subsp. lyrata, 746 nucleotides long. RefSeq lists its product as uncharacterized. The transcript is spliced from 3 exons. The record is from RefSeq and is a predicted model, not a curated record. Bases 205 to 495 code for a protein of 96 amino acids. NCBI's taxonomy places the organism in Eukaryota, Viridiplantae, Streptophyta, Magnoliopsida, Brassicales, Brassicaceae.